This is a messenger RNA of Coffea arabica (coffee), 1113 nucleotides long. The record is from RefSeq and is a predicted model, not a curated record. NCBI's taxonomy places the organism in Eukaryota, Viridiplantae, Streptophyta, Magnoliopsida, Gentianales, Rubiaceae.
AUUGACCAGAUCAAACCAAAUUAUUCAGUUCGUUCAACGUGCAAUAUAUGCAUUUUGAUUUAGGUCUUUUAGAUUUGUACUCAAGUAUCACAACAUAACCAAUAGGGUGAAAAGAAUAUCACGCAAGAAACAUGAAAUUAGCAGCAGAAAUUACAUGGAAAAUGCAAUUCCCAUCAUUCAACUACUAGGUUGGUCAAAAUGAAACCAGCCAAGUACUCGGUCCAUAUUGUAGCAACAACCAGCUUAUUCCCCUUUCAUUCCUUUUAUAAGGCCUAAAAUUCAACUCACCUCCAUCAAAUACCAACAUUCAACACUAAUUUACCAAAAAGUUUCGGUUCCUGGUAUAGUUUACCUCAACACAAAUGGCUUCAGGCUCACUGGCAAUCUUGUUUUUCUGCACUCUUUCUCCCCUUUUAGUCCUAUCCUCUGCUCAAACAUGUUCAAGCUUCAGUUUCACAUCUAAGAGAAGCUACACGUCUUGCAUUGACCUUCCAUACCUGGAAGCUCAUCUCCACUGGAAUUACACCCCAUCAACAGGAAAGAUUUCAUUAGCAUACAGGGCUAAACAAAGUUCACAGGGGUGGAUUGCAUGGGCAAUUAACCCUUCUAGGGCAGGCAUGGUUGGAUCACAAGCACUUGUCGCUUUCCGCAACACAAAUGGCAGCAUGACAGCUUAUCCGACAUCAAUAACCAGUUACAGUCCUUCACUGCUGCCAGGCAGCCUCAACUUCCAGGUUUCAAACAUCUCCGCAGAAUAUUUAGAUAAUGAGAUGACCAUAUUUGCGGUUUUGGGGCCACUAGAAGAUGCAACUACUGUGUAUCAUGUCUGGCAAGCUGGAAGUACAGUUCUAAACAACAUUCCUCAGGGCCAUCCAUUAUCACCCCCAAAUCUCCAAUCAACUGGGACACUUAGUUUUCUAUCGAAAAAGUAGGAUUAAGCUGUGUCAUGAUGUAUGACUGCCGUCAAAUAGAGGUUGCAAGUAUCAAAGUAGUUACCCCUUUGAAGUUGUAUUAAUUUAAAGUCAUAACUAUCUGUAUCACAGUUCAUGCAAUUACUCUAUAUCUAGCCAUGAUUGAUCUGCAGUGAAUGAAUAAAACCUUCAUUGUCAAAAA